UAGCCGUGGUAGGUAAGCUGAAAGAGUGGCUGGAAUUACUAUUCUUACCAAUCAUUGUAAUAAGCAGUAAAACACCCACCAACCUUUUCUCCUUCAAUCUUAGCAUAAUAUUAAUACCCACUCCCACUUACCAUUAACACUGCUUCUCUCUCUAUUCUCUACCGGGAAGACCAAUAAGUUGUGUAGGCAUUUCGUGUGGUUUCUUCAAUUUUCGAUUAAGCUAAUUGACAUAUUCCAAUGGCACAAGUGGCUGUGAAUCCAGAUGAAGAGGUUGUUCUUGGUCAGGAAUUCGGACACGUUAGAGUUAUUACCUUGAACCAGCCUCGACGAUUGAAUGUUAUUUCGUUUAAUGUGGUUGCAUUGCUAGCAAAGCUUCUGGAGAAGUGGGAAAAAGAUGACGAAGCCGAACUUGUACUAAUCAAGGGGUUGGGGCGUGCUUUCUCUGCCGGUGGGGAUUUGAAAAUGUUUUACGACGGAAGGAACUCAAAGGAUUCUUGUCUUGAAGUAGCAUACAAAAUGUAUUGGCUUUGUUACCACAUCCAUACGUAUAAGAAAACACAGGUUGCUCUAGUUCAUGGAAUUUCCAUGGGUGGAGGUGCAUCCUUAAUGGUCCCCAUGAAAUUCUCCGUAGUCACUGAAAAGACAGUUUUUUCAACUCCAGAGGCAAGCAUUGGGUUUCACACUGACUGCAGUUUUUCGUACAUACUUUCCCACCUCCCCGGGCAUCUAGGCGAAUUUUUGGGAUUAACGGGGGCAAGGCUGAACGGUGCAGAAUUGGUCUCGGCGGGGCUGGCCACUCAUUUUGUUCCUUCUGAGAAAUUGGCGGAGCUGGAAAAUUGUCUGAUAAGUUUAAAUAGCGGCGAGGAGAAAUCUGUCAAAUCCACCAUUGAAGAGUUUUCUGCACACGUCCCGAUCGAUGAAAACAGUGUCCUGAACAAGAAAUCAAUCAUUGAUGAGUGCUUCUCCAAGGAUUCUGUCGAGGAGAUCUUACAAUCCUUUGAAGCUGAAGCAAGCAAAGAAGGAAAUGGUUGGAUGGUUCCAUUCUUUAAAGGACUAAAGAGGUCAUCGCCGACAGCAUUAAAGAUAACACUGCACUCGAUUCGCGAGGGAAGAAAGCAAACUCUGUCUGAAUGCCUGAAGAAAGAGUUCAGGAUCACGAUAAAUAUUCUUCGCUCCGUAAUAUCUGGUGAUGUUUAUGAGGGUAUCAGAGCUGUUACAAUCGACAAGGAUAACGCGACUAAAUGGGAACCCCCGACGCUUGAAGGUGUGGACGCUGAAAAGAUAAAGCAGGUAUUCGAGCCAUUUGAACAAGAUUUGGAGCUCAAUGUUCCAACACGAGAUUGUUUUAGGUGGGAAGGGAAAUACGAAGAUUCGACAUAUGCAAUUUCUAAGUGAGUAAACAGCAGUAAGGCCAAAGAUGAGAGCUGAGGUCAAGCAUUGUAUCAAUAAUUAUUUGACAUGAUUCUUGUAUUACCAAUAAGUUGCAAUGAAUUAUUUCACGAGCUCACUACUAAUAAAAUCUCUUCUUACUCCUUGCCAAA
This is a messenger RNA of Erythranthe guttata (spotted monkey flower), 1541 nucleotides long. Lineage: Eukaryota; Viridiplantae; Streptophyta; Magnoliopsida; Lamiales; Phrymaceae. The record is from RefSeq and is a predicted model, not a curated record.